Molecule: messenger RNA, 2092 nt
Organism: Blepharisma stoltei
Lineage: Eukaryota; Ciliophora; Heterotrichea; Heterotrichida; Blepharismidae
Source: the annotation of a GenBank genome assembly
AUGGCUGAGGAAAAACCUUCAAAAGAUAAUGAUUCUGCUCCUUUGCUCGAUAACUCAGACUACAAAGAUCCAUCUUGGUCAGAUUACUAUAAAAAAAGCUACAAAGACUUAUUAGAGUCUCCUAAUGAUUAUUGGAUGGUGCUGCUAGUUAAAACAGUCGGAUUUGGAGGAUUUUCAAUGAUUUUAGUAUGUGGGGCAAUAUAUCUGUCAGAGGUCCAGGAUAUCUCAGAUACAAUGGUAGGAUUAAUAUAUGGCUGUGCUGGUGUUCUAGCUGCAAUAUAUACAAUUUCUCUUUCAAGUAUCCCUGAUAGAUUCGGAAUCAAAAUUUCUAUGCUUAUUUCUAUGGGCUGUGGGUUUUUAGGAUUUUUAUUGCUUGUGUUUAUUACAGAUAAAUAUAUCCAGCUUUUUAUUUUAGGGACUCUAUUGCUUGUACCUCUUGUAUUGACUCCGCCAGCUGUAAAGCUUGCAAUUAAAAAAUACACCUCAAAUGAUGCAAGAAGCUUAGGCUUUUCUGUAUAUACCAUGGUAUUUUAUGGUAGUAUCGCUCUAGCAGGAAUUGCUGUAGAUUUGAUACUUACUUUUGGAGACGAAGACCAAGCAACUUUUCGAAUUAUUUUUAUUAUUUCUACAGUCUUUAUGGGAAUCGCUUUUUUCAUGUCACUUUUUUUAAGAGAGUUGGAUUACUCUUAUAGAGGACAAGAACUUGUUAAAAUUGAUAAAAAAGAAGGAUAAAUAAAAUGGCAUUCGGUUCGAGAGAAAUUAGCUCUGCUAAUUUUCUCUCCCUCAUGGAAUUUUAUUUAUGGGGUUAUAUAAAUUGCCUUUGAGUAGCGCGCUAAGCACCCGAGACUUCCCGACGAAGUCUGGGCGGUGGUUUGACCAGCUGAUGUUGGUCAAGCCAGCAUCCAAUUUGACAAAUCUUCUAUAUGAGAAGAAUUUGUCAUUUUGGAUGUUGGUUUGAUCAAUAUCAGCUGGUCAAACCACCGCCCAGACUUCGUCGGGAAGUCUCGGGCGCUUAGCGCGCUACUCAAAGGCAAUUUCUAUAGGUUUUCACUCGAGAACUUCUGGACAGCAAUAGCGGUUUAACUCUGGGGAUAACCAGAGGAACUGCUCCUCAGUCCUCUCAAGAUUUCGGGGUUUUACCUCUCAGCACAUCUCCAAGGGAAGAUGACCCUCAGGCGGAACACGCGCAGGAGCUGAGUCGAGACAAGGGCGACGGCAUCGCGCCGGGUGAGACGUGCAGCAAGGCUGGUGAAGCAGGAGUUGAUAGAAGGCUUGGCCAGGGCUGACCUGUUCCAAGAUGGCUUGCCUACGUCACUAGUUUUGCCAUAGGUCCUUUUUGGGCUGCGGCACUAGACACCUUAAACACCAGAUAAUUAAGUUAAGUAAGUAAGAUAAAAAAGAAGAAUCGUCAUGGGAUCAUUUAAGAUCUAUAUUGAUAUUAAAAUCUUUUUGGAGGCUUGUAGCAUUGUGCCUUGUUCUUGCCUUUGUGAGGGCUGUUUAUAAUCAUCUGACUAUUACCUUGCCUAUUUAUAUGUAUCGUGAUAUUGAAGAUGGGGCUCAUUUUGGGUAUAUCAUUGCUUUGCACCAAAUCCUAAUGAUUAUUUUUACUCCGAUUUUAACAAUGUUGAUUUAUGUUAUGAAUAAUUAUUCGUUAUUAGCAUUUGGAAGCUUGAUUACUGCUGCCUCACCACUAGUAUUGUUAUUUGGUGCUAGUUAUUUGACCGUGUGCAUUUUUGUAUUUUUUGUAAGCUUAGGAGAGGCAAUUCAUGCUCCAAGAAUAAUUGACUAUACAAUGGAAGUUGCCACCAAAGGACGUGAAGGAGUAUUUUUAUCAGUUGCUGCAAGCCCUCUAGCAGUCGGAUAUAUCUUUACAGGGCUGACAGCUGGACCACUACUUGAAGAAUAUUGUCCUGAAGAUGGAGAAAGAGAAUGCUGAAAGGUUUGACUUUUUAUUUCUAUUAUCACUUUUAUAGCAACUGCUGUGCUUUUUAUCUUCCGAAAGUGAUUGGAGCAGCCUUAUUUUGAGUCUCACCCAUAUAUGUCUUGCUCUAAAGAAGCUGAAGCAGAUAAACACGUCCUGGAAAGCCAAUAG